CUGCAUCGGAAUUCACAUUUUGCCAGAGAAGAACUCCUCCAAGCCCCUAAACCCUCACUCCCUCUCUCUUCGACAGCAGCCAUGGCGAUGCGUUUGGUCCGCUUCCGGCGAGCCCUCGCCGCGCCGCCCGCCCUCCGACGCCCUUGCCGCGCCAUUUCCGUCGCGGCCGUCGUCGACGCCACCGCCGGCGAUGUCUCCGCCUGCAAUCGCGCCGCGGCCUCGGUCCUCGGCGGCGGCGGCUGUGGCGUCGUCGUCGAUGCUGCUCUUCUCGCGUUCGCUGGCCUACAACGCCGGCGGCUACAACGAUGGCGGCGGUGACAAGAUCGAUCCGGACACGGUCCUCUUCGAGGGGUGCGACUUCAACCACUGGCUCAUCACCAUGGACUUCCCCAAGGACCCCAAGCCCACUCCCGAGGAGAUGGUUCGCACCUACGAGGAGACUUGCGCCAGAGGGCUCAACAUCAGCGUGGAAGAAGCAAAAAAGAGAAUGUAUGCCUGUAGCACCACAACUUAUCAGGGGUUUCAGGCUGUGAUGACUGAAGCAGAGUCAGAGCAAUUUAAAGAUCUGCCUGGAGUUGUCUUUAUAUUACCUGAUUCCUACAUUGAUCCCCAAAACAAGGAGUAUGGAGGUGACAAAUAUGAAAAUGGAGUAAUCACGCAUAGACCACCUCCGGUUCAGUAUGGGAGGCCUGGAGGUAGAGUGCGUGACCGCAAUAGAAAUUAUGACCAACCUAGAUAUGACCGGCAAGGAGGUCAAGUGCCAAACAGACAAGGGCCCCCCCAAUAUGGUUAUCAAGGACCUAUGCAGCGGGAUGGUCCGCAAAAUUAUCCUCCUCAGCAAAGUUGUGGUCCCCAGGGGCAAGGUGAAAGAAGAAAUCCCAUGCCAAUGAGCAAUAUGGAUUAUGCCCCUGGUGGAAGGGAUCCAUAUCAAGGACAGAGGAGAGAUCCGGUGCCUUCAUAUCAGGGAAAUUACAAUCAACAGGGUCAUAACAACAAUUACUAUCAGCAACAGAGAGACCUGCCGCAAGGAGAUAGAUGGAGCUCUGCACCUCCAAUGCAGAAUGCACCUCCAGUGCAGAAUGAUUAUAGGAGAGACAAUCGGAACUAUGCACCUACUCCUGGUGGAACAUAUGGGCAGGGUUCUGAUGGAUUUCAAGGGCAGGGUACUGGUAGUGCACCUGGGCAAGGAAUGAAUCCCAGUUAUGGACAGAAUUAUACGGGACAUGGCGAAGGACAAAGGUUCACACCACCAGGGCAAAGGAGCAUGCAGGAAGACCAAUGGAACAUGCAGCAAGACCAAAGGAGCUACAGACCAGAAGGACAAGGGGGAACUGAGCAAAGGAGAUACUAGGGAGCUCAAAUGGGGUCCUUGGGAUGCAAGGCUUGCAAAGAUGGUGAUUUACAUGACUUCCCUCAGGAGGAUCUAAUCUGGUUCCUGCAGGAGUGACGAAGUUUCACAUGGUCAGGAUAGUCGGUUGAGAACUUUUCACAAGAUAGUAGGUUGAGAACUAAGUCCUUUUAGAUCGUGUCAUUUUUCAUUUACUCUGGCGGUUCUCUCUAUGUUAUAGUUGUGAGGUAUGAGAUGGAUUCUUCUGUGCGUGCGUGCAAUUGCAAGAUCAGCAAACCCGCAUGGAAUCAAUAAUAUUCACUACAAGAUGGAUAGCCCAUCUCCCUCACCAAAUUAAUGUGAUCGCGAGCUGGAUUAUGCA
Syzygium oleosum is the source of this 1709-nucleotide messenger RNA. Its product is annotated as multiple organellar RNA editing factor 1, mitochondrial-like. Bases 191 to 1351 code for a protein of 386 amino acids. The transcript has 5 exons. The record is from RefSeq and is a predicted model, not a curated record. Gene Ontology annotation, cellular component: mitochondrion. NCBI's taxonomy places the organism in Eukaryota, Viridiplantae, Streptophyta, Magnoliopsida, Myrtales, Myrtaceae. Gene Ontology annotation, biological process: cytidine to uridine editing; mitochondrial mRNA modification.